AUGAUGAUGAUGGUGCUGAUGGUGGUAGUGUUCAUGUCAUGCUCGGUGUUGUUGGUUGAGGGACAAACGUGUGCAGCCAAUAAGAAGUAUCCGAAUAGUUAUACUCAUUGUGUGGGAUUGACUUGUGGAGGAACAACACCAAUGAUCUUUAGAAUUAUCUCAUCAUCAUCUUUAACUAGUAGUAGUAGUAGCACUUCAGAAGAAAUUGUAUUGAGAGGAGAUUUGCCUCUCACUGUUGGUUGUACAUGUGAUCCACUGGUUGAUAUUGGUGCUCGUUUUACUCAGUGUGAUAAUUCAACAAAUACUAAAUCAGCCUUCUACUUUUACAAACCACCUGCUGUAUGUACAGGAUAUGAAUUACCAACUCCAAUCAGUGGUCUUCCAUGUGAUUUGGUUUGUGAGGAAGGCACUCGUUUGGAUGUUAACUCAAAGAAGUGUUUACAUUGUGAGCCUGGUAGUUAUGCCCACAGUGGUGAAUUGUCCAUGAUUAGUUGGACUUCUACUGGUCUCGAUCUUGAUACCAAUACUGAAUCACCUGUUUUCCCACCACAAAUGCGUUCCUAUUGCAGUAAUUAUGCUUGGAGUUCAGCAUGUUCACCUUGGCAACCAAGAGGUGAUUAUGUUGACAGUGGUAAUAAUAGAGGAAAAAACUUUGCAAAGAAUUACCUUGAAUUUUAUGUUGAAAUUUCACAACUUGCUGUUGAUAGUGGAAAUGCUAGUGUUUCUUUUGAAUAUCAAGUUGAUGCUGAACAAUUUUAUGACUUUUUCUUUUUCGGAAUUGAUAGUACUCAAGAUUUCCUCAUGAGAGCAGAUCAACAACUUACUUGGAAGAAGCAAACAUUUAAAUUCAAUAAGGCUGGUUUCCACACCUUGAUUUGGGCCUAUAUUAAGGACAGUUCAAAGGAUGAAGGUGAAGAUAGAGCCAAGGUUAGAAAUAUUGUUAUCAAUGGUUCUGUUGAUAAGGAAGUUGUUCUCAGAUGUGAACUUUGUCCUAAGGGAUCUGCUUCUGAUGGUACUGUUCCAUGUCAAAAGUGUCAACCAGGUACCUAUGCUGAUGAAGAAGGUUUGGAUCAAUGUAAGCCAUGUGCUCCUGGAAAGACUUCUUUCUCUGGAUCUACAGAUUGUUUCUUGGCUGAUAUUCCUUGUACUUCAGCUGAUUAUUCAUACAGAUAUGGAUCCACUUGUGAAAAUGAUUUGAGAACUAUGGAAUAUUUCUGGGUUUCACCAAUCAUUUGUAAUGCAUCCAAUCCAGAUAGCGCUCCAUUACCAGCAUUAUCUAAUACUAAAUGCUCUGAAACACUCAAAUGUCCACUCGGUAUGAAAAAGUCCAUUCAAGGAAAUAUUCAAUCCUGUGUUUAUUGUGAACCUGGUUCAUUCAAUGAUCAUGAUAAUCGUAAUAAUAAUGAAACUGAAACUGAUACUCAACUCAGAUCAAUUCAACAUGCUGAAACUGAAUGUGAAGCUUGUCAAACCAAUGAAGCUUCCAAAUAUAAGGUUGUUCAUAUUUAUGAUGUUGUAGCUGGAAUUUCAUCACCAUAUGUUUCCAGUUGUACUGGUGAAUGUAUGUCUGCUAUUGGUUGGAGAGAUCUUGGUGCUGUUGGUUUGGAUUCGGGUACUAGUAAUGGUAAAUCAGUUGCCAAAGUCUUGUUCCAAAACAUGCCAACUGUAAGUAUGGAAGAAGAUGUUACUCCAUAUUUCAGUACCAGAUUGUUCCUUUCAUGCCCAGCUAACAGUGGAAAUAGAGUUGACUUUUUAAUUGAUGGUGUUGUAAGAAAGUCAGUCUUUUGUGGAGGAUGCAUUCCAUUCGAACAAGAUGAAAAUGAAAUUGAGGAAGAUUGGAUGACUGUCGAUGUUCCAUUAACCCUUACUGAACGUAAGAAGCUUCCAUUGACCUUUGAAGUUUACUUUGUUUCUGUUAAUCCUGUUUCUACUGUUAAUGAUACUUACAAUUGUGAUCGUGCUGUUAUUUCAAAGGUUUCACUCUAUGGUGUUGCCAAUCAAGGAGGUGCUGUAGUUUGUAAGACAUGUGCAGGUGGUAAAUAUCCAUUGUUGGAUGAAUGUAAGGAUUGUGCUGCUGGUUCUUAUUCACCUCCUGGUAGUGCCAGUUGUGGUAUUUGUAAUGCUAAUCAAUUCAGUUAUAAUGCUAGUGAUCGUUGUUAUGAUUGUGGUGAAGGACAAACUAGUGCUAAGGGAAGUCAAGCUUGUUCAUGGAAAGGCCAAGUUUGUGAAAAUACUCAUAAUGUUGGUGGUGCUGACAAGACAUUCAAUAUGAAUAAGUUUAGUGAAUUAUUAGGUGGAGCCAGAUUCUAUAAUCCAACCAUCCUUGAUGCCUCAUUCUACUUUGACAUUUGUAAGAAUCCAUCCUCUGUUAAUCUUCGUUCAAAUAUUUUCAAUUUCCAAGAACAGGAAUUAUAUGAUCUCAUUAAGCCAUUGAAUAGCAUGAUGGAAGUUGGUGAAUAUGCCAGUGUUUGUCCAGCCAAUUCCUAUGCUUGUAUCAGAUAUAGAAAUGGUCAAGUUGUUGAUUUUGGUAACUCUCUUUCCAUGACUCCAAUUCUCGAUAGCCACAAUGUUGGUGUCAAUAUCACUUUGAGAAAUUAUCAAAAUGUAUGCUAUAACAAUGUUACUGGAAGAGAUGGUCCAUCAAUGAUUAGUGUUAUUGCCAUGUGUACUACAGACAGUGCCACUGAAUCUUCUCUUGCUGACUCUCCAAGAAUUGUUGCCACUGACGACAGCAGAUGUAACUUCCGUUUGGAAACAUUGUCCAUUCAUGGUUGUCCAUUGUGUACUGAAAGCAAUUUCAAUCGUUUGGAAGGUGAAUGUUCCUCUGAAACAAAGACCAGAACAAUCAGAUAUGCCAGAAAGGAAGGAUUGGUCAAUAAGUGUGCCAGAGGAGAUGGUGAUUUGACCAAUGUUGUCAAGACUGAAGCUUGUGAGCCACUCUCAAUUACUGCUCCAUAUUGGAUUGUUGCCAUUGUAUUGGUUGUUGGUUUGGUCAUUGUCAUUGGUAUUUCAAUUGUUGCUGUCUUUUUAUACUUUAAAUACAGAUCUAUGGCUAAGAAGUAUUACAGUCAAAUAAGAGAUGAUGAUACAACUAAUCAAACUCUUUAGUGUGAACAUUAACUUGUGAAUAAAUGUAAUUAAUCAAU
Molecule: messenger RNA, 3146 nt
Organism: Naegleria gruberi
Lineage: Eukaryota; Heterolobosea; Eutetramitea; Acrasida; Naegleriidae
Exons: 3
Coding region: 1-3108 (1035 amino acids)
Source: RefSeq, a predicted model, not a curated record